AGGUCUGCAAACCCCGAGGAGCGUCCCGGUCUUUUUGUGCGUGAAUAUCCCCGGUGUUGGUGCACCGGCUGCAGCUUGUUCUCUUUCCUCCUAUCGUCCUCUGGAUAUAAGAACCACAGAGCUGCUCCGUGCUGUGGUGCAACAGUGUUUUUCACCCAGGCUGUGCUCAUCUGGCAUCAGGUGGUGUGUGACAUGUGGAUCAGGGGACAAGUCUCUCUGUGAUUGGCACUAAGCUGUUACUUUACUCACAUUAGAGGUGAGAUAAAAGCGACCAGGGAUGCUCGGCCAGUCCCCUCACCUGAUCGGGGGCAUCUUGUGGAUCCAGAACCCAAUGAGAGCUGUUCACUGCAACCUGAGCCAGAAUGGCAUCGACCACCAGAUGUGCCCGGAGGACGUGACGUCCCAGCUGGAGGGAGAGGAGGAGUCCGUGGACGCGGGGGCUGUGCUGCUGGACGACGACAGCCCGAGCUACCAUGAUGUCAGCCCGCCCAUGUACCAGCGCCGCUCCCCGCCACACCGCUCGGUCUCCGAGUCCGAGCUGACGCGGCCGGGGUACGUGAAGCUGUCCAAGCCCGUUGCCCUGUGGACCCAACAGGACGUGUGCAAAUGGCUGAAGAAACAUUGUCCCAAUCAGCACCAGAUCUACAGCGACUCCUUCAAACAACACGACAUCACAGGGCGGGCUCUGAUGAGAUUGACGGACAGAAAGCUGGAAAGAAUGGGCAUCAUGCAGGAAGCCCAGAGGCAGCACAUCCUGCAGCAGGUCCUGCAGCUGCGAGUCCGGGAGGAAGUCAGGACACUUCAACUUCUCACACAAGCCUCUCUGGAGUGCACUCCAUCUUCACCGUAGCCUGACGGAGCAGAAGGACGCAGCCGCCCACCACCUUGCAAACAUCUUCCCAGUAUGUGAACCCCAGACUUCUUCCUGGACCAAGCACAGCUCUCCGCCUCACACACCUUUCCUCUCUGCCCUCGGUGUCUUGAUCUGGAAAAGUACCCAUGCCUCUUUUCUUCCCAGCCACUCUUGAGAAGCUCCCACGAGUUCUGACUCGCUGUUUCCUCGACAACUCCUCUCAGAUUCCUGGAGUCCGACCAAUAGUUUCCAUUGCAGGAGUCUCAUCUCCAGGCAUUUGUGACCUUUGCAGCCAAACCUCCACCAGACCUCUCACGCUACAACUCCUACACUCCUCUCACACGUCCCUUUACUCCCCUCUCCCAUGCCAAAAGCCGAGCCCCAGCGAACCACCAAUCUACCCAGAAUCCAACAUUUGCUUGGCUGGGUUUCCUGAAAGCAUUUAAACACAACGAUGCCAUUGCCUUGCGGUUGGACGAUAGUUUUUAGGGAACUCCCAAAGAAAAACCCCAACUCUUACAGUUACAAUAUAAUCCAUAGUCUUUUGGUCUGUUUGUGGCAUGUUAGCUCCUUCAACGUAGCACUUUAAUGUGUGUUUUCUGCCAUGAGUACUCUUGUGGUGCACUGCUGAGUCUGGUUCUGCCCAACUAAGGACCUGACACAAGACUGCUACUCUACGCCUCUCCUUCCCUUUCUCCUCCUCAUUAUCUCUUCACAGACUCGACUGCAACAACCAGAGGAGGGUGACACAGUUUACACAACCAUGCGUGUGUUUUUGUGCUUGUUCUCUUCUUCAGUCUGUUCAUAGACCCUGUAAACAGUGUCCGACAACAGCCUGGUGAAGUAUCCGUGUCUCUUACCCUCUCCAUAUUGUGAGUCUCAGUAACCCUGAGAGAACUUUAUUGUGAAACAUUUAGCAGGGGGGGGGAUAAACACUGAACCUGGCAUCACAUUAGGUACGGUUACGUUGGCUCCGCGAAAUAGACAUUGUUGUGAAAAGCAAUCUGAAGGAGAUGAAGCAGAACCUGGGGAUGAACCGCGAGAGGGAAAUUCCCUCGAUGUCUCUAAAAGCACUGAGCUGGUAGGUAAACUGAUUUGGCGAAGCCCAAAAGGGAGGUGGCUGACAGAGGACAAGAAAGGAGCAGGAAAAGCAAAAGGGCUCCGUGAACUAAGAGAUGACAUGACUUGAAAUUCUUUACUGCUAAAGAGAGGAGGAGCAAGAUGAGGAAAAGACAUCACGGAUGACAAAAAUAAUUUUCAUUUCCUCCUCUCUGUAUUUCUACUGCUUUGUCUUUUUUCUGUCUCGCUGCUUGAAACUAUUUUUAGAUGUAUAUAUUGAAAGUUGUGUAGAGAGGAGACGUGCUGUGCUCAUCAUGGAAAUGUUGUUCGUCAGUCUGUGAGGACGAUAAUCUCUGCUGUCAAUGUGAAUUAUGGCCACUCACUGUUAUAUAUUAUUAUAGGUAUUUUAACUGCACUUAAAAAGCACAUGUGUCUGUCAUGAAACAAAACAGCUGUUACUCAGAUCAUUGUCAUCUUCUCCACUGUUUGUCCAUGAGUGUAAAUACAUUGUCAAAUCACGUAGCCAGUGUAAUGACCUCUAAAUAUCAGCUGCUGAUUUCCGUGUGCUGGAGUGAUAUUUAUCAGAAGCUCGCAUCCACGCUAGCGUAGCAUGAGCUGUUGUCACGGUAACAACAUCUUUCCUUCCCCCGGAUGAGAGUUGGCAAUCGGAGGAACAUAGAAUAGCUGCUGUGGUCAGAGGUGAGAGAAUAAAAAGGGGGUCACCACCAGCCCCUGAGAGCCAUCGCGUUUUAAUUGGAUUCCAUUUGUAUACGGCUCCCUGUGUGUGCGGCCAUUCAUUGUUUGGAUAGCGGCUGAAGCCUAAUGCGGCAAAGAGCAGAUUGAAUACUAUUGAUCAGUAUUUCAGGACGUACAAUCAGUCCUCAUGGAUUACAAAAGCCUCAAGGACUGUGUGCACGCGCACUCACGCACGCUUACAGUCACAUAGGAAUGGAGCUGUUCGAGCUAAAACACAAGUGGCUAUUUCACGGUUGGGUGGAGAUGUCGUGUCCAUGUCUGUCAAGGCCACCGGAGGAAGGAGAGGCUCGAUGCUUCCGUUAAGUUUGGAAUUUCUCCACUUCUCAAUUUCCCAUUGGAAAAUGUCGACAACUGAGCUCGAAGAAAUGGUUUCCAGGACUUAGAGGCUGCCAAGUGUGAAACCCAGUGCAAUUAAUGCAAAUGACUGCUGAAAUAUAACCAUUUUUAUCAUUAUAAUACAUUAAAUAUGAUAUUGUUCAGAAACCAUAGGCAAUUAGCUUCUUAUUGGCAUAAAACAAAUAGUUCAGUGUUUUUUUUUUUGCAAAGAAGUGGAUGAAAAGACAGAUUCCACCGAUGUAUCUGCAGCUGAAUAUGAAGCAAACUAAUUUACAAGCUAAUAUACAGUAUAUUAGCUUGUAUUAGCUUAGCAUAAAAACUGGAACCUGAAGAAUAUGUAAUAUACCUAUAUCACCACUGAAUCUGACGAACCACGAGACCAUGUUACAAAGAAAUAAGAUUUGGUAUGUUAGUAAGUUAGCUUUAACGUGAUAGAAGGUUGCUACUCUGAGCUAGCUUGCAUGUUUAUGCUAGGCUAAACAAACAGACAUAUUUCCCAAAAUUGCAGACUGUUUUUUUGAAAUCUAAUCUUCUGCUUGGAUAUGGUCUGAAACAUGUGCUCUGCCUGAUAAAGCCAAGAUCCCAAAACCUGCUGCGCAAAAAUCUAACGAUCUAUUAAUCGCUUCAGUAGAGUUUCAUCACAUCUGUGAUGGUAGCCAUGGAGAGUAACGACUCUUAGUUCAAGUUCUUUGUUUGUAUCUGAAUUUCUUUUCUAUUUUAGGUCAAGACCAAAAAGUUGGUUGCAGACUCUCCGCCCCCACACGUAUAAUUCCGGUCAAAAUUAUUUCCACCCCUGAAGAACAAAAUUCAGAAUAUCUUCAGAAAUAAAUGCAAAUUGACCAACUUUGUGUAAUCAGACUGUCCAAGGUUACUGAACAAAGGAAAGUAGACUUGCAUAAAAACAGAAAUAAUACGAAACAAAAUGAAUCCUGGGCCCAGUUAUCAUCCAGCCUGUAAGCAUUUCGCAGUCUCAAGGCUUCUUGUACCUGUCUGCUUUCACCAUAGGAAUCCUUUUUGCAAUGGUAGAUUUCACCUCUGUAGGUUUUCAAUGGGAUUUAGGUCAAGUGUAGUUCCUUGCCAGUCCAAUCUUUUCCUUGACAGCCAGUAUUUUCACCUGCUGUGUGCUGUUUGGAUCCUUGUCCAGCUGAAAAACCAAAAAGCCCAAUACCUUUGCUUCAAAAUGGUUUUGCGAAACACAUUUGGCUCUAAAAUGCCUUAGUAACCUGAUUUUAUAAUUCCUUCAACACUCAAUCCCUCCAGCACCAGAGGCAAGAAAGCAGCCCCACAGCAUGAUUGAACCUCCUCUAUGUUUUAUUGUAGGUUGGGUGUUCUUUUCCUGAAGGGUUUCAUUUCAUCAUCUUUACGCUGACCGGUGCAUGGCAUCCCCAAGAGCUCUACUUCGGUUUCAGCUGUCCAUAGAACAUAAUCCGUGAAAAACAGUUUUUGUGAUGAUUGGUCCUACCUUUCUAUGCCUUUCUUUCAAUAGUGGUGUCUUUCUUGGCCUUUAUCCCUGGAGCCCUGCUUGGUUUAGUGUGCAGCAUAUGAUACGAGCAGAAUCCACCAGCCCUGGUCGCUCCAGAACAGCCUGAGUCUUUAGAUGUCUUGUGUCGUGUUUUCACAUCAACUUUCGCAGACUUAUCUCCUCGUGUUCCUCGUUAGCUCAACGUCAACGAAGCAUCUUAACAGAUUUAUGACUGUGGAAGUUUUUGCCAACGAUACAUAUUGUUGAAAAAGGGUUUUCAAUAUCCUUUGUGAUGAACUUGUCCAUAUCUAUAAUCGUCACAUAAUGUAAAUGAUUAAAUUCCUGUCCACCCCCAACCCCUGCUGUUGCCUCUGUGUGGAUGCGGAGCGACUGAGGUAGUGGCUGGAUCCGGGUCUUGUCCUCCGUUAUACAGACUCAGUCGUCUGCAGCCCUCAUAUAUAAUGUAUAGACUAAUAUUCACCAAGCAAACCCAAACACCCUGAUAAUUGUGGGUGUAUGUCAUCUCCAUUGUUGUCGGGCUCUCUCACGGUCGCAGUGCAUAUUGGUCCAGUGAGGUUAGGAUUAGAGUCAGUCAAGUUCAGGUUAGAGUAAAUCAGGUUGGGGAUAGAGUUACUCGGGUUAUGGUUAGAGCUAGUCAGGUUGGGAUUAGAGUUAGUCAGGUUUGGGAUUAGAGCUAGUCAGGUUGGGAUUAGAGUUAGUCAGGUUUGGGAUUAGAGCUAGUCAGGUUGGGAUUAGAGUUAGUCAGGUUGGGAUUAGAGUUAGUCAGGUUUGGGACAGGAACAAAGGGUUAGGGUUGAACAAAUCUCCCUUUAAUGACAGUAAGCUUUGACUUAAAAUAGAGGAAAGAGAGAGCCAGGUAAUGCAGAGCACACAAAGUAAAAAGAUAAAGAAAGUAACAGAUCUGAAUCUCACCUCAGUACUGAAUGAAUGAUGUUGAAAUGUCAAAAGCUGGACCUACGUGAUAUUUAAAGACUGGAAUCAGAGUCAGACAGGCAGCAGACAACCAGUGAUUCUUCAAUCAAUGGAGGCAAUGCAGUGUUUUCAAGUCCACUUAUUUUCAUUUGUUGCACUCAAGGCUCGUAUGAAAAAAACUGGUGCACACAGACAAUGGUCGACACUCCAUGUCAGGUUUUUUGAUAAUGCCGUGGACACAGAGGCUUUACUCUCCCUUGGUUUUGUUGUAGGCAGGCAGUUUUAUUUAUAAAUCAUGUUUUAUACACAGAGGAAGUUUCAAGGUGCUGAACAUGCACAUUCAAAAUAACAGAGACACAAUUUCAAAUCUAUUUAAAAUCAAAAAUCAGUUUUCAAGCAAAAUAAAAGAGGUUAAAAGAGAUUAGAAUAAAAGUGGCUAAGAGACUAAAAGAGGUCAAAGAAAUAAAAAGGAUAAAAGCUGUAUAAAAAAUAGCAAGAUGAAGAAGUAUGCAAAUGGAAUAGAUAGAAAUGUGUAAAAUCAAGGAUACAAUAUAAUAAAUGUAAAAUAAGUUGGAGUAAAGUAAUAGAAAGUAAAUAGAUAGAAAUUCCCCUUUAUGCAGUAAAACCAUUGACUAUUCAGUCCAUGUGAACUGAUUCUGAAAAUCAAGCAGAGGAGAGUUUUUAUUUUCUGCAAAGAACUCAUUUAAAUCUAUCCGAACAAUCCCGAUAAUGUAUGUAUGUUUUAUUCUGCUAUAAAAAAAAUCAAUAUGUUCAAUAACUUUUAAAGUUCAUUAAAUAUUCUGCUCUUACAACAUCAGUUCAUUUGAACCUAUUUUCUGAUUCAAAGAGGCUAAAGUUAAUUUUUGUUUUAAUUGUCCAUAUGUCAGGCUGCAGCACUACAACAGUGUAAAGGAAUAUUGAUUCUCUCUUGUUACUCUCAGUAUUUAGGCUCCAUACUUUCAGGGAGAGAAGUCAGGGAAAAGAUUUCCCUCCAGAGGAACGAGGGAAACUUUCCACGGUGUCCCCUGCUCAGAUAUCCAGAUAGAACCAGCCUGAGAUGUGGCAGCUGUGCCAAGGUGUCUGAGGACUUGCCUUAACUGGCUCAGCCGUGGUCUCCCAGUACCUGUUAAGAGGUUUGGCACGUACUCAUAGACACUGACACACAAUGCACUGUUACACAAGAGAAUGCAGACUAAACCUCACACAACGUUGUCGGUUGCACAAUAACUUUUUCUUUCACACGCUGGCACUCACGUAGAAUGCACACAGGCCCAGACUGUGUGUGUAAAGUACAAAUACACACGCACACACGGUGAUACUCAAUACACCCAGAAGAAAUAAACACACUCCUUCCUCAACAAAUUAGCAGUAAACACAGUCGGAGCUGUUAACACAUUUCACAUCAGUGAUGAAGACAUUAAAACAACACCUCGCACACAAUCUAAACGGAAGACAAACAAAUCGAGCCUUUUCUUUCCACCGCGCUGACGGUAUGUUUUGAUUUUCUUUAGUUCCGGGUGUUACAGGCAUGCAGAGCAAGUCACUACUCCCAGUCUAUCUACAUAUACGGUGCCUAAGGAUGGAUGUGAAUGAUGAUGUCGAUAUCAUGAUGGGUACAUAUACAUAUAUAAUA
Molecule: messenger RNA, 7032 nt
Organism: Paralichthys olivaceus (Japanese flounder)
Lineage: Eukaryota; Metazoa; Chordata; Actinopteri; Pleuronectiformes; Paralichthyidae
Gene: samd12
Product: sterile alpha motif domain containing 12
Biological process (GO): cell surface receptor protein tyrosine kinase signaling pathway
Cellular component (GO): cytoplasmic side of plasma membrane
Molecular function (GO): protein binding
Source: RefSeq, a predicted model, not a curated record